Molecule: messenger RNA, 3235 nt
Organism: Pyrus x bretschneideri (Chinese white pear)
Lineage: Eukaryota; Viridiplantae; Streptophyta; Magnoliopsida; Rosales; Rosaceae
Product: ribonucleases P/MRP protein subunit POP1-like
Biological process (GO): tRNA 5'-leader removal
Cellular component (GO): ribonuclease MRP complex; nucleolar ribonuclease P complex
Source: RefSeq, a predicted model, not a curated record
CGCUCUCGUUGGCUGAUAUAUAAUUUUGUGACGUCUACCUCUAGAUAACCAGAACCUGAAACGCAAAUCCUUGUUCUUAUUUUCCUUCUGUUUCUGUUUUUAAAAUAAUUAUUAGUAUGAACUUGUGAGCAUAUCUGGUGAGUUUCGAAACGCAACUGGUGAUUGAUGUGAGGAGUUUCUUAUGUUAAAUUCCUUUGGCAGUGCCAAGUAAUUGAUUUUGUUACUCACAUUGCAUUCAGAUUUCUAUCUUGUAGUUUCCUUUGUUUCAAUCUUUAUAUAUUUAUCGGAUACCGCAGUUGCUCAUUUAGCUUUGUGUCUUUACAUAUUGGUUUUCGAAAGUUAAGUUCAAGUUUUUGUAUCAUUGAUGUUAGUUGGACUGAAUAUCGUAUCUCAUGUCUCCUAUUGUUUCCAACUUUAUAUUUAAUUGGAAUUGGAACCACAGUUGCGAUUGCCAAAGCCUUGAAGAAUCUUACAAACUGUUUUUGGACAUUUGAGAGUAAUAGACUAGUACUGCGAAUAGAGAUCAAUGAUGUCCGAAGAGUGAAGAGUCGAUUAUAAUUUUGUGUGCCGGACUUGUAUAAUAUCGUUCUUCAUCUGAGGGGUUUAAUUGUGUCUAAUGGCUACCGAUGGUUUCAGACGGCAACAGGUUUCAUCAACUCCGCCUCGAAAAAUCAAUGUCCAAAAGUUUGCAGAAUCACGGGGUUCAGAGCUUGAGACACUCCAUUCAAUUGUAUCUAACAGAUUGAACAAUGAUUUCCGGUCUUGGAGAAGCAAGAGAAGAACCACCGCUUACGACAAUCAAGCCGCCAAAAAAAGAUAUAGAAAGAAGCGAAAACUUGAUCAGAGUAAUGCUUUGACAUUGCCUCCAGAGAAAGAUGACAAGAAGAAUGUUCCUCGUCGCAUUCGUAGGAGAGCUGAGCUUAAAAUGAAGCUUGAAAAGGGUUUCUGCACAUCAGGGGAUGGUACAAAGAGGCUUAGAACACAUGUUUGGCAUGCGAAGCGGUUCACAAUGACAAAGCUUUGGGGUUACUACCUUCCCUUGGGUUUGCAGGGCAGAGGAAGGGGGUCCAGAGCUGUCUUGGAGUGGUUCAGGGAUGGAGUGCUUGUUCAUGAUGCAAUCUAUCAUGUAGCUAUCCAAUUGGAGGGGCCGGAGGUAGGCAUUUGCUUUCUAUCUUAUGAAUUGGAGGGGCCGGAUGCAAGCUAUCAUGUAGCUAUCCAAUUGCUCCUGAACUGUAUGUGGCGGCCUUCUGGCCAACCAAAUAGAGAUAAUAAUGCAGCUGACUGUGAAGGUGAUGAAUUCAAUGGACUAGAGGGUACAAAGCACUCUUCUACUGAUCGGCAGUUUUGGGUAUGGAUACAUGCUUCUGCUCUCACUGAAGCUUAUGACACUUUGAAAUUAGCUUGCCAAAAAGAGAUGGAGGGCAGGGACAUCGUGAUUAAUUGUUUCUCACUUGAGGGUCAACUUGCAAAAUUAGAAUUAGUGGGAUCAAAAGCAUUUCAACUCCUUCAAAGGACAUUAAUCCCUGCUACCAGGACUAGAGAUAAUUCUUGGAAGUUGAUGAAACAUUCAGCUGCCAAGGUGGAUGAGGAUUCCCAAUCUACAAUUCAUCUUAAAAACGAGGAGGAAAUUCCUUCUCAUGCAAUUUUGUCCCUUAAUGUCAAGGAUCCUCACACAUUAACAGAGAAGGGAAACACUGCAGAUGCUCAAGAUUUAGGUUCAGCUAGUAUACUAGGUGAUGUACUAGGAACUGAAGACAAAAAGCAUGUUAUCUUUGGACGAUUUUCAGAUGAACCUGCAGGUAGUGGCAAGAUCAGAGCAAACAAUGUUAGCAGUGGAGUAAGCCCUCCAGUGGAAGAGGCUGUUCUUUGCAAGGAAAAACAUGACCAGAAUAGGAAUUUCUUCUGCCUCGAUGAUUCAAGUUCAGGGGAACUAAAUACUUCCUCCACUUCACAGGGCUCACGAUCUUGCCUGAUUAUGCUUUUGAAGAAUUGCAACGGAAGAGGCUUGCAUGUUGGAUGGUCUGUUAUACACCCCGUAAGCUGGGUCAAGGCAUUUUGGAUUUCUCUUGUCUCUAAGGGGGCUCAUGCAAUGGGGUUGAGAGAGAAGCGCUGGAUUUCAUGUGAAGUGGGGUUGCCAUAUUUUCCUUCAGAUUUUCCUGAUUGCGAUGCUUAUUUAUGCCUCAAGGAGAACGAAGCUGCUGCCUCUAAUCUUAAAGAGGAACUUCGUCCUCCAGCCAUAAGACCUUUGAGGGUUCCCAUUUUAUCCCCAUGGAAUAGUAUCCGAGUUGCUUUAAACGAAGAAUCUAAUGCAGUUGGAGAUGCUGAAAGUUUUAGGCAGCAACAUGGCAUCAGAAGCAAUUCAUCAUCUAAUUCAGACUCUGGAAAUUCUGAUGCUACAUUAGCCGCCUGUCAUGGAAAUUCAUUUGAUGGUUUUAUAGCACGGAUGAGUUUUUCGCUGACAAAUUUCUUGAGUGAAAUUCAAGGCUGUCAUUUACGUCUGUAUCCUUAUGUCGCUGAUAAGGAGACAAGUUUCACGAAGUUUAUGAGGGAUGAAAUCAAGCUUGGUCCAGUCCAAGAUCAGUUUACUAGAUUUAAGAACAAUCAUAAACUAUUUUUUGUUAGAGUAUUACUCCAUGCUUACAAGGAAGGUUUUCUUGAAGAGGGAGCUGUAAUUUGUGCACCUCGACUGACGGACAUAUCACUGUGGACCAGGUCAGAGAGUUUCGAUGGGGGACUUCAAUUGCCUCAAUCUGCUGUGGCUUCGUACUUCGCAGAGCAAUCUUCUGGUAAGUGGGAACUCCAAAUGCCAAAGGACCCUGUUCUUAGAGAAACUUAUCGUUUGCCAAUAGGCUUCGUCACCACUGGUUUUGUUAGAGGGAGCAAGAAGCCAGUAGCACAAGCUUUUUGUGAGGCAGUUGUACUUGCUUGUCUCAGAGAGGAACAAUGGGAUUUGGUGCCAGCUAAGCGAAGACGAAAGGAAAUAUAUGUUCUAGUCAGGAAUUUGAGAUCUUCAGCUUAUAGACUUGCUCUUGCCACCAUUGUUCUGGAGCAUCAGGAAGAAGAUGUCGAAUUCUUGUGAGCAGCUGCAGAAUAUGUGGUUGGCUUGCGUAGCACCACGAAACAAUAUUGUUCAAAAUUUACUUUUUACUAAACCAAAUAGUUCUAGGAAGCUUCAUGUUUUUCGUGUCUCGGCAAUGUUACAAUCAUUUGUCACAUAAUACAUAUAACCUUUCAU